CCACGAGGUAAGUCUGGCCUCAAGCCACACAAAAGAAUUACUCCUAACCGAAGACGUCCUCACCAUGCAUCUCGGUCUACAAAUAGCUGUCUAGAUUGGGGGCUCAGUAAAUAUUUCACCCACGUCAACUGGCGACAAAAGCUGUCCCAUCUUCUACCUCUACAGCGUCUCGUACUGCCAGGUGCAAAAUCGCCCCUGUAAGCAUAAUCAUCCACCGACAAAGCAUUAACUCAACGGAACCGCAAACAAUUUGCACCAGCGGAAGAGCAUGCACCCGAGCCUGUGCCUAAUCAACAACUAUUCUGAAGAAUAUAUCGCCUCGAAGUAGAAUGCAAACCCCGGACGACGACAACCACGCCGGCAGACGUCCCAGAACUGCCGUCUCGACUACCUCAGAAACCUCACCAAGAUCCUCCCCACGAUCCCAGGCCACGAGUCCGGUUAAUCGAGGGGCACUCCCCAGACGAUCAUCCAGUCUUAAUCCUCUCUACGCGACAGGAUUACCAGCGUCCAAUACCCUUCAACAGCUCUCAUCCACAGAGCCGGCACCUUCUUUCCAACCUUUCCAGCCGCUUGGAGCCAGUUCGAGCGACCCUUCCCUCGUCGGCCAUAAAAUUUCGAACUCGUUGCAUCCAUCGCGAAGCGGACUACGUAAUACGAAUAUGCAGUCCCGUCAGGACCCUCGAGGUCACCAUGGACACACAAGAAGCCGGUCUUCAAAGAGCAGUGGAGAGCUCGAGAAGGCUCGGAACGCGAAGCCCCUUUCCCAGAAAGCGAUGCUAUCCCAAGCUCUGCAGAAAGCAAAUACUGCUGUUCAGCUUGAUAACGCAUCUAACCUGGAGGGUGCCCGACAAGCCUACGCCGAAGCGUGUGAACUUCUAGAGCAAGUCCUGUCUCGGACCACAACAGAGGAAGAUCAACGCAAAUUAGAGGCAAUCCGUCAAACAUAUGCUAGUCGCAUUGAGGAAUUGGACCACAUGGGCCCUUGGCCCGAAGAUAUGGAUAAAGCGCUCCCCGAUAGACCGGACAGCGGAGACUACCAUGAAUCUAUUCCCAGUCAAUAUAGAUCUCACAGUCAGGGCUUGCAAAGCAGCUUUGAAUCAUCACACUUCUCUCCCAACCUGCGUUCACAAGAGUGGGAUGUCACAAGCGUCGCCGAGCGGGUCAAACCGUCGCCAUCUACUGAAUCUGGGUUAUUGCAAUCCUCCUUUUCUCGACAAUCCAUCAGGUCCAGGUCUACUGAUCAAGAAAUCCCAGCACCGCCUGGCUCCAAUCGCCAAGAUAGCAUAGGCCAUAGCGGUAAAGCUCACAGGGCUCCGCCUAUCUCUGGUCAGUCUAGCCGUCAUCGCCGCGAUCUUAGCCAAAACUCGUGGCUGGACGGCAUAGGCGAGUCGGGAGAUUCUACGAAUUCGUCUAUACAUUCUAGGACAUCCUCCCUUGGUUAUCGCAGGAAGCACUUAAGAGGUGCUAGCGGUAAUACUGAAACAGAGUUCGAUACUGCUUUAGACGCCGCUAUUGAGGCUGCAUAUGACGAUGGUUUCGAACCUGCUGGUUUAGAAGACUAUGACCGAAGAGACGAUGAUGUAGUCGCUAAGGUGCUGCGUAAAGUGGAAAUUGCGCGUGAAAGAGUCCGACAAACAGAGAGAGAAACGUAUGGAUAUUCUACCAGUGAUCUACGGCAACAACUCAGCAAAGAGCCUCAUAGUCACCGCCCUCUAUCUAGAGCAGCAUCUGGCGGUUUUUACAACGACAAUUCAUCUGAUGAAGAGGAGCGCAUGUUAGAGCAGCUUACUCGCGAUUACGAAAUUAAAGAUUACCCAUUAGACGGCCAGCCAAAUGGAGGGGGCUUGCGAGCUCCGAAACAGGAAACAAGACCGACAAGCAGCCGUGCAAACGCGACACUCAACCACCCGCCUCCAUCACAACUACCACCUCUGAGCCUGAACAAAAAGCCUUCCCUUUCCAACUUGGUGGGCGGUCUAGCCCCAGCCGCGCCGCCACCUCAAGCUUCACUGCCAGAAUUGCCUAUGCCACGGCCUGCUUCUCCUCAGCUAAGUGUCCGAAGCAGAAGGCUUUCUGGUCAGAAGCAGCUCAAGAUCGAAACAUCUAAACUCUCUUCAUCCCUUCCUUUGGAACCAAAGGAACUUGAUAGACGACCCUCUAUUCGAGAGGUAGAUGUCCAACUUGUAGGAUUGGAGGAUGGGCUCCCUACCAACAAAAUGGACCCAAGAUUCCCACCAUCUAUAGAAACUCCCAGUCUAGAUGAUAAAGACUUAGCGAUCGUUUCCCCCUCUGGUUCAAGAGGCAAUUCUGUUCCAGAGGACCAGCCGGGUGGCCAUUCAGGGUCACCAUCCACGAAGCCACUUCGCAAAAACAUGUCCUCUUCAAGUUUACGCAGUAUCAAGAGUCGAAACAUGUCGUUGCCAAACCUAGAUGAUACCUCAGACAUGUCACCCAGUACAAUAUUAACUAACCCAUUCGGCAACGCCAGAGCCCCUUCUGUGCCAACUAUCCCAACGCCGUUAACUGCCGAAUUUCGCGACGCUGGUGAUAUGGGCGGAUCAGGGAUGCACCUUUUUGAUGACAGUCUACACCCGCCCAUCACGCCACAUUCUCCAGUAGAAGUCAGCCAUGAAGCUCCUGUGCCACUCGAAUACUGUCCUGCAGAGGCAUUACUGCGCCCGUUCUGGCUUAUGCGCUGCUUAUUUCAGACGCUCGUUCACCCUCGUGGUGGCUACGUAAGCACAAAACUAUUCAUUCCUAGGGAGGUAUGGUCGGUGAAAGGGGUCAAACUAAAGAACGUGGAUGACAAAAUUGCAAACUGUGACCUGCUCACGGCUGCAUGUUUAAAGCUUGCCCAAGUUGACACAUGUGACGCUGAUGCGGUUCUUGACGAAAUGCAAUCUUUGGAAGGUAUUCUUGAGCAAGUACAGGCUGCAUUGGCGCGCAAACUGGGCAAUGAAGUUGGUGUUAAUGGCUCAGGCUCACUCUUUAAAGAAGCGUCAACUGGUGAGAGCGAUAGCAGUACGCAGAUGCCUCGCUCCGGCAGCGUUUCAAAUAAGCCUUCAUCCUUCUCAUGGCGCCGACUACGGCCUAAGAACUCUGCUGUUAGCCUAAGCAGUGCCUACAACACUCGCACCGCAGCAUCAGAAGUGCCCAAAGAAUCAGUGGCCAGCGCUUCGCUCCCUAUAACACCGCAGCCCACCAGCCGGCCACCUCGUCGUGACAUUAGCUUAGCACAGUUUACCGGGCCAAACGCCACCUAUAUGAACUCUCUUGCACGUCUUUUUGACGCAGCGCAGGCAAUUGAUCAGAUAGCACGUCAAGUGGACGACCCUGGAUUGCGCCAUGCCGAUAAAACUCAGGUUGGACUAGAAUUAUGUACAAGACAUGCUGCCGAAUUCUUUGGAUUUUAUAUAUGUCGCUUCGCAUUAGCAGAUAUGGGCUUAUUGUUGGACAAGUUCCUCAAACGAGGUACAGAGUGGGCAUUGGCAUAACUGUAAGCAGCGUUGCUCAAGUAUAACAUGCAUGGUUGUAAAAGAUGUACUAUUUCCCCGCAGAUUAAGAUAAUCAUAUAGCGUCUGUAACAUUUUUAUAUUUUAAAACAUAAAAUACCAGGCAUUGUUAU
Messenger RNA from [Torrubiella] hemipterigena, 3628 nucleotides. Lineage: Eukaryota; Fungi; Ascomycota; Sordariomycetes; Hypocreales; Clavicipitaceae. The record is from the annotation of a GenBank genome assembly.